UGUCGUUCUACACAUUAGCAUUGUUCUUAUCGUGAGCAAUUUCAUGCGAUCUUUGCAAGAAUGAACCUCCGUAGGAAAUACAGCUUUUAUUUCAGGGGUGUAUAGUGGGCGCCUGUGAAACGCAUAUUUAGUGUGUGGAAUAGCCUAAUCGCGUGAAUUGCCUGUGUACUGUUAAUAAUAAUAAUAAUAAUAAUAAAUAAUAAUAAUAAUAAUAAUAAUAAUAAUAAUAAAUACGAAAGCUUGUAGGAUGACUUUAGAAGCGAAGGACAGUACCGGCAAUUCGCUGUCUGCUGCUGGUUUAUGCAUUGCUGUGCUGUCCAGUUUUGUCAAUGGAUCAACGUUUGUCUUACAGAAAAAGGGGAUAUUACAAGCACAAAAGCGAGGAGUUUCAUACCUAACUGAAUGCGUGUGGUGGAGUGGAACGCUAGCAAUGGCUCUGGGCCAGGUAGGGAAUUUCCUGGCGUACAACAUGGCUCCGGCUGCUUUAGUCACACCCCUUGGAGCGCUCGGGGUCCCCUUUGGGUCUCUCUUGGCUUCCUACAUGCUGCAGGAGAAUCUCAAUGUUCUUGGGAAGCUGGGCUGUGUGUUAAGCUGCACAGGUGCUGCUGUUCUGAUUAUCCACGCUCCGAAGUCUGAGUGUGUGAGCUCAAGGGUGGAGCUGGAAGAGAAGCUUGGAGAUCCAGUGUUCCUCGGCUAUCUCUGUGUCGUCCUGCUGCUGCUGCUGCUGCUGAUCACGUGGGUCGCCCCUGUGCACGGCCCCACUAACAUCAUGGUCUACAGCACUAUCUGUUCCUUGCUGGGCAGCUUCACUGUGCCGAGCAGCAAAGGCCUGGGGCUGGCUGCUCAGGAUGUGUUCACUGAAGACCCCUCCAGUCAGAGAGCCCUGUAUCUCUUGGGGCUGCUAUUGUUCACCCUGGCAUCCAGUGUCCUCAUCCAGUUCACCUACAUUAACAAAGCGUUGGAGCACUUUGACAGCUCUGUGUUCGGUGCUAUUUACUACGUGACGUUCACCACUCUCGUCACAUUGGCCACUGCCAUUCUCUUCAGGGAAUGGAGUGACUUGGGUGCUGUGGACUGCCUUGGCAUGCUGUGUGGCUUCGUCACAGUGUCUGUGGGAAUCGUUCUUCUUCAAGUAUUCAAGGAAUUCACUUGGAGUUGGAGUGAUGUAAAGAAAGCUCCUCGUAAGAAAGACUGAACACUUGCAGUGCCUGCUUCUUCAGUGGUGCAAACAUUCUUACCAUGUUUUUAUUCAUUGUUUUUAAUCAUUGCACAUUGUUUGCAACCUAAUAUGUACAUUCCAGAGUCACAAUAGAGGAACCAAAUACUGUAUCUUGCACAGCACUAACUAAAGAAACUUAACUAUGCUAUAACUAUAUAUUUUUUUUUUGUUUUAUUAAUAGCUAUGUUUAAAACAUAAUUUCUCUGGUGUUUUGUGGUCAGAUUUAUAAUAUGUUUAAAAUGACAACUAUUUGUUAGGCUUGAAAAAAAAAAAAAGCAUUCUCGCAGGUUAAAAUCUCUUGAGAAAAGCUCAUGGUACUGUAUGUAAUAUAUUUAAAGUGAAGGGUUAGGGUUAGGGUUAAAUGGUCUGUGUCGUAGCCAUCCUCAAUUAUUCAGCAGCACAGAUGCAACAGCCUUGAUAACUGACCUCAGAAACAGUGUCCUUCAGUUGAACCCUGCUCAGGAGUAUAAAAUCAGAGUAAAAUCACAGUGGCGGCGGUCGUCUGCUCUGUGCUGAUCUGGAAAAGCACUGCAAUGAAACUUGCUGUUAACGUUAAUAACACUGGUGGGAGGGUGUGUGUUACUGGCAUGUGCUGUGGCUUGUUUAAAAUAAGCUGUCUGUGCAGGGAGAGUUGCAGGACUCUUAGGAAUGGACUGCAUGAUAAUGAGCUCUCUACUCAACACCUGAUUGGCUGAGAGGGUCUGUAAGAGAAUUGAAAGAUGUUUCAACAAUGGUCUGCAAAUCCAAGGAAACGGGGGCCAGCCUUCAUUGCACAGCAAAUCAGGGGAAACUAAGUUAGCUGUGCACGCUGCUUUAAUAGGAGACUGGACCUGGUUAAAUAACUGGGUAGGUUUUCAACUGGAGGAGCGGCACGCAGUCACUAUAUUGUUCUGGGUAAAACAGCCUGCUGUUUGUUGAGCUGGCUGGCACUGUAUUUAACACAUGCUUAUCUCUGAAACCCACGUAUAGCACUGUGGCAUGUUAACUAAACUGUACACACUGUGCCAUGAUGGAAAGCAAAACAAGGAAAGCUCAUUCUUUUUUUCUUACAAGGCACAAAGCAACAGUGCUGUCAUAUGGAACUACCAUAUGACUGUGACGUUAGAUUCAAUCCAAGACAGCAACCUGCAGCUAAUGGGAUUGAGGGCUGUGAUCUUGUGUAUGCUGCUGUUGUCGUUUAGAUAAUAAACACUAAUUAAAACCUCAUUGUCAACUGCUCACUAUUUACUGCAUGUCCCUCCAACAGCACAGAGUGCUAAGACUGGGAACACAUUGAAGAAUGCUACACUGGUCUUGGCAGUCACAAUAAAAAAGAUUAAAUUAAAAACAGUCAUUGUGCAUUGGUAAUUAAAAUUAGUAUAGUUGGGGUCCCAGAGCACUGAAUGUAUUUCUUGUUCAAUCUGUCGCCUGUGAAGAUGGGGUGCUUAUCUACUCAGGAAUAUAUUGAGCAAUCAAGGGACAUCGCUUUCACCAAACCCCACUGAUUCAGCAAGCAAGGGACAGCGCUUUCACCACACCCCAUUGAUUUAGCAAGCAAGGGACAGCGCUUUCACCAAACCCCAUUGAUUCAGCAAGCAAGGGACAGCGCUGUCACCAAACCCCAUUGAUUCAGCAAGCAAGGGACAGCGCUGUCACCAAACCCCAUUGAUUCAGCAAGCAAGGGACAGCACUUUCACCAAACCCCAUUGAUUCAGCAACCAAGGGACAGUGCUGUCACCAAACCCCAUUGAUUCAGCAACCAAGGGACAUCGCUUUCACCACACCCCAUUGAUUCGGCAAGCAAGAGACAGCGCUUUCACCACACCCCAUUGAUUCGGCAAGCAAGAGACAGCGCUUUCACCACACCCCAUUGAUUCAGCAAGCAAGGGACAGCGCUUUCACCACACCCCAUUGAUUCAGCAAGCAAGGGACAGCGCUUUCACCACACCCCAUUGAUUCAGCAAGCAAGGGACAGCGCUUUCACCACACCCCAUUGAUUCAGCAAGCAAGGGACAGCGCUUUCACCAAACCCCAUUGAUUCAGCAAGCAAGGGACAGCGCUUUCACCACACCCCAUUGAUUCAGCAAGCAAGAGACAGCGCUUUCACCACACCCCAUUGAUUCAGCAAGCAAGGGACAGCGCUUUCACCAAACCCCAUUGAUUCAGCAACCAAGGGACAGCGCUGUCACCAAACCCCAUUGAUUCAGCAACCAAGGGAUAUCGCUUUCACCACACCCCAUUGAUUCGGCAAGCAAGAGACAGCGCUUUCACCACACCCCAUUGAUUCAGCAAGCAAGGGACAGCGCUUUCACCACACCCCAUUGAUUCAGCAAGCAAGGGACAGCGCUUUUACCAAACCCCAUUGAUUCAGCAAGCAAGGGACAGCGCUUUCACCACAUCCCAUUAAUUCAGCAAGCAAGGGACAGCGCUUUCACCAAACCUCAUUGUUUGAUAUCAUCACCUGCAAACUACUGCAUGCUGCCUUAUAGAUAACCUGAAGGACUUUUGUAUGCAAUUGAUAACACUUGUUGGUACAGCAUUCAAUAGUGAUAUUGUUGUUUAUUAAAUACACAGGGAGAUCUUUGCAUUAUACUGAAAAACAGAAUACACUCUUUGUAGUAAUUGUAGCAGUUGUGCAUAUUGCAUUGAUUUGUGUCCUUUCACCCACUGCAUAGUUCUGCAAUGUUCUACUAUUACCACAGAAUGUAAACCUGAAUAUUAUUAUUAUUAUUUAGCAUUUUAUUUAGUGAAGUU
Polyodon spathula (Mississippi paddlefish) is the source of this 3952-nucleotide messenger RNA. RefSeq names its product magnesium transporter NIPA1-like. Gene Ontology annotation, molecular function: magnesium ion transmembrane transporter activity. The record is from RefSeq and is a predicted model, not a curated record. Gene Ontology annotation, cellular component: membrane. Lineage: Eukaryota; Metazoa; Chordata; Actinopteri; Acipenseriformes; Polyodontidae. Gene Ontology annotation, biological process: magnesium ion transport. The transcript has 5 exons. Bases 248 to 1195 code for a protein of 315 amino acids.